Scleropages formosus (Asian bonytongue) is the source of this 1510-nucleotide messenger RNA. RefSeq lists its product as uncharacterized. NCBI's taxonomy places the organism in Eukaryota, Metazoa, Chordata, Actinopteri, Osteoglossiformes, Osteoglossidae. The transcript has 7 exons. The record is from RefSeq and is a predicted model, not a curated record. Bases 169 to 1137 code for a protein of 322 amino acids.
AGGAUUCACAGAGUAAGAAUUUCAUUGUAUGGUGUAACAAACUGUUUACUGUACACAUGACAAACUCCUGAAUCAUGUCCAAUCUUUAAAAGUCCUCCUGCAGGCGAAGCGGCUGUUUUGAACAAGCAGAAGUCUGCAAGUCUUCAUGUUGCUUUUUGUCAACAGAAGAUGCAGAAAUGUGCCACAGCUCUGUGGGAGAUGCAGCAGCCCCUGAUGAAGCCCCUGAAGGACAACGCUGGGCAGGAAGAACACCUGAAGCUUCUGGAGGAGCUGCAGAAGCUCCUUCCUCUCACCAGCAUGGGCACAGAAACUGGUCAUUCUGUAGGAAUACCAGAGUACAUGACCACGGUAAGAGUGCUGUUACCCAAAGUGAGCCCUGGGCAGGAAGUGCUGGGACGAUGGUCACAUGACGGAUGGUAUCACCGCGGUUUAGUGCUCCAUGUGUGUGAUGACCAGAGCUUCAUCCUGCAAAAUGGAGCAGGGAUGCUGGAGAGGGUCUGGAGGGAGGACAUCAUUACUAAGGGAGAUGACACCAGCCAUGAGAUAAAGGUAGAGCACCCUGUCAUCAGUGCCCACCCUCUGUACCCUGGUCACUAUUGUCCAGCAACAAUCCUGAGCAUUCCUGGAGACCUACAGAUCAAGGUGCGCUACUACGACGGCUCGGAAGCCACAGUCCCCAGGGAUCAGGUGUACUUAGUUCCUGCUGAGAAGUUUGAGCAGGAUGUGGCCUAUGCCUUGGAGUGUGAACAGCGCUGGGUUGGGGAACCAGUUGUAGCCAGAUGUGACAACACAGGGACCUACCACCCUGCAGCGGAGGUGGAGCAGCAGGUGGGAAUUGGGAGGCAGUACUUGAUCCGCUGGGCCGAUGGAACCAGCACUGUCCAGGACAGGGACCGCAUCUUUGGGAAAUGGAGCCCGUGGCGCAUCCUUGUGCUGUCACCGUGCAGAAGCACACCACUGCUUUUGGAUCUCAGAGGAGCAGUGUGCCAGAGAACACGUGCCGGCCGGCAGCGAAGGUGGAAGAGGAGGACCGUGAGGAGGGUGAAGAGCACCCAGAACACACAACUUACCCCUCUGAGUCGGAUGCAUCCACUCACUGACCCCAUGCUGUCCUCUGCCCUCAGCAGGAACCUAUGACCUCUUCCACUGUUCACUUUCCACCCUGGUCUUUUACCCUCUGAGACCUCAGAUGAGGCCACAUGCCAUUUCAGAUUGUUGGUAAGAGGGAUAAAAACUAGUUUAAUGCAUUCUAGCAUGUAUGGCAGUAUAAUUGCAUUAAGCCUUAGGCAUUCUGCUUUCAGUAGUUUGUGUAUUAUACUAUAAUACACUCUUGGGUGAGGUGAGGCCUGGGCAAAAAGGCCUCGCUGCCCCUUCUCUCAUAGGGCCCGUUGCCACCUGUGUUGUUGUUGAUCGUUCUCAGGUUAAUACUUUUAUUUUUCACACUGCAGGUUAUUUCUGCUAUUCUCCGGUAUUUCAAAAUGUAAGCUUUGCUCUCGUGUAUUGUGGUUAA